Messenger RNA from Macroventuria anomochaeta, 3385 nucleotides. RefSeq lists its product as uncharacterized. Bases 69 to 2981 code for a protein of 970 amino acids. The record is from RefSeq and is a predicted model, not a curated record. Gene Ontology annotation, molecular function: protein binding. NCBI's taxonomy places the organism in Eukaryota, Fungi, Ascomycota, Dothideomycetes, Pleosporales, Didymellaceae. The transcript has 2 exons.
GGAAGCUUUUGCCAUAGAUAACCCCACUCGGCCCUCCACCAGUUCGUGUUCCAAGUGACAUCUCCAGCAUGCACUUCACCGACGAUACCUCUGCGGGGCAUGAGGCCGAUGACGACGAUCAUGAGCGUCGCCUGCGCCAGGUCAGCGAGCAGGGCGGGCAUAAUGGUGACGAGACAUGGCCGCUCUCUGCAGGACAGGCAGCCGGUAAUGCUGCUAUCGCACGCCCACCGCACGUGAGCCUUUUCUCGCCAGGCGUACCUGCCAUGUCUCCCACAGCCUCCUCCGACGCUGGACCCGGGUAUCCCCGGGCACAUGAGGGCAGCCCGAGUCCCGCAGGUCCCUCUCGUACGCUGUCUUCACUCGCAGCUGCUGCCAACAUGACGAAGCGCACAUCAAGGCUCAAACUGGCCGACGACCACACGCCGAUUGUGCAACUCCAGACGCAGAUACCGAGCGUCCAAAAGAGCGGCGAUGAUCCGACUACAGCCCUCGACACACCCGGCAAGAAGCGGACCACUAUCGAUCUUAUGGGGAACGAAUACGCUGCCGUCUCUACGCUCAGUCGACUCUUCGCCGAUGGCCCCAGCAUGUCGAACAGUCGAGCGCCCUCAUACAACCAAGCUACCGGUCCGUUAUAUCUACGAGCGUCAAACGACGCGGUCCCCCUACCUGACCACCUCUACACUCGCGGUCUGCUGGAAGGGCGACACUCAGACAUUUGCAUCAUUGCGUUCGGCAAACGAUACAACCUGCACCGCCUGCUACUCGAUCGAGCUCCGUUCUUCGCCACCGCCCUCUCUGAACCUUGGGUCGAGAGUCAAUCCAAAGAGGUGACGCUACAUCCGGAAGAGAUCGACCAUAGCAUCACACAAGCAGCAUUCGAGCUGGCUAUCCGCAAGAUUUACGGCGUAGAUAUCUCCAAAGAGAUUGACGCAGAAGCUGUCGGUCUCUUUGCAACAGGAUGCUGGCUGGAGAUGCAGAACCUCAUCGACUCAGCCAUCGAGUCCAUCUUACGCCAAAUGGCACCUGAGACUCUUGCGCCUCUCAUACGACUGGUCACAGUUAACUACUAUGGCCGCUCUGGAGAGCGUCUCCUCGAGUCAGCCAAGGCAAUGCUUAGCAGGAACGGCUGGGAGAUGGCACUCAAGAACUGGGACGAGAUGCCUGGAGACAUCAUCCGCGAACUCGUGGGCUCAGAUGGCUUCUUCGUGGACAGCGAGUGGGACAGAUGGGUGCUGGCCAAGCGCCUCCUCGAUCGCCGUCUCAGACAGGUUGCUGUUGAAGCUGGCCUGAUGAAGCGUGGACAAAAGCCCAUACCCAAGGCUCCACAGUCUAUGCGUUUCAUGGCAGUACGCUUCGAUGGUGUCUACCGUCAGAAUGCUCUAACAGCAACGCAAGCAUUUGCCUCGGAUGCACAGGCAGAGUGGCUCACGGUGUACACGAACCCUGACGUUGAGCGCCUUCUGGUCCUGCUUGACGAGGGUAUACACUACAUCCAUAUGGAAUAUGAGCAACUUGAGUUCAUUCGCACGGCUCGCGAUGCCUUUGGUCUGCCAGUCAUGCCUGAAAGAGUCAUUUCGAACGCAUUGUGGCAGCAGCUUGCUCUCCGCCAGACGGUACUCAACGCAGACGAGUCAGCGCUGGAGCUCGGACUACGCCAAGCACCACAAGAGCCAGAGACGGCUGACGACUUGUCGAAGGUUGAAGAUGCAUCCGUAUCAAAAGGCAAACAAAAAGCAAGCAAGCUGGAUGAGGAACCUGAGAUGGAGUCUGAGAGCUGGGAUGGCAAUGGCAAGCCCCGCAAGUUUUGGAUUCCCAGCUCAGACUGCAACAUUGUUCUCGGCAAUGGCGCAGACCCUGUCGUGACAACGUCGAACACAUUCCAGCGCCAUGCGACUCGCCUCUCCGCUACAAUUCAGCCAGAAGAUGCACAGUGGGCGACCGACUUUGCCUCCACGCCAUCCACCCUGGCCAACCCCAACACCCGCGACUACCCACAGAGACCUGUCUCUGCAGGUGGAAGCAACGCUGGUCAGCCCAAGUCACUGGCGUUCAGCGAGUUUCCUCCUUUCCGCUUCGCAGCCGAGUUCCCAAACCCUCGUUUCCUUAAGGAGAAGAAGCGAGUCUAUUCAAGGACCGUGUCCUACGCUGGUUCACUAUGGAACAUCUACAUCCAGAAGGUGCGCUCAGCCAAGAACGUUCAGCUUGGUGUCUACCUGCACCGUGCUAAAGAGCGUGAGGUAGAUGAGAGCGCCCAAGACAGCGGCGUAAGUCAGCAGAAUAACGCUACAGUCGACUCCCGUAUUGGUCAACUUGAACGUGAGAUGCUUAUGCGUAGUGAACGACGGGAGCGUCGACGCAGCACUCGAGUCGUCAUGCAGGACAACACGGGUGACGAUGAUACAAGUGGCAGUGGAGGCGACCCAGAAUCGACACUCGUCUCGACAGGUUCUCGAAACCCUCUCUUCUCUAGCAGCAGUCUGGGUCGGCGUCGGAGCGUCCCCAUCGCUCGACUCUCCAGUCGUGGGAUGCACACGCUAGCAACAUCGCCGCCAAACACUGGAGCCCUCGACUCAACACCCAUAUCAUCAGCUCUGGGUCACUCACAUCACGACUCUGACGAUUCAGACGAAGAAGAUGAAUUAGACUCGGCUUACAUGAACCCGUCACUCACUCCUCUCGCGCGCAGAACGCGUCUAAGCAUGCCGACUCUGCCGCCGUAUGUGGAUGGUCGACCCACCAUCAAGACUUAUUUCAAAAUCUACAGUCCCUCGAAGGGCGGUCGUAUGCUUAGCAUCUACGAAAGCGCGCCUGACAAGUUCAAUUUCAGUCAGAGCUGGGGCUGGAAGAGUAGCACACUGAUGCUUGACGAGGUCAUCAUCAACGGCGCCGCAGACGACUCACUGCCUGUGUCAGGGUCGAUGCCAGUCAAGAAGGGUGAUGGCAAAUUGAGGUUCAUGGUGGUCAUCGGCAACUUGUAGUUGCAACACGGCAUGCAGCAUGAUGGAAAUCAAUUUCCUUUCAGGCUGCAUGACCACCAGGCGUUCUAGAUUCGUUGCUUCUUACGACGAUUUUCAGCAUCUCAUUUCAGCAAUUUGUAGCGUUCUGCAUGUCCGGCGUUGGGAGAGUCUUUCGUGUCUCGCAAGUAUACCCAAACACACAGCAUGCACCGAUUGAUUGAUUCCAUUGAUUGAUUGGUUCAACGUCCUAUGUGAGUCUGAGACUAUGGAAGACAAGAGGAGCUACUGCUCCUCUGGUAGUGCAAAGAUUUAGUUACAGGAGGUUGAGUUCAGUGAGAGUACAAAAGAUGGUGAGGGCUCAGGCCCAAAGCAUGCACCAAUACAUACGGCGAUGGACGGCUUCGCAACAGUUUGAAUAGACUUUA